Drosophila eugracilis is the source of this 548-nucleotide messenger RNA. RefSeq names its product D-aminoacyl-tRNA deacylase (gene Dtd). Gene Ontology annotation, cellular component: cytoplasm. Gene Ontology annotation, biological process: tRNA metabolic process. The transcript is spliced from 4 exons. Gene Ontology annotation, molecular function: D-tyrosyl-tRNA(Tyr) deacylase activity. NCBI's taxonomy places the organism in Eukaryota, Metazoa, Arthropoda, Insecta, Diptera, Drosophilidae. The coding region runs from base 45 to 521 and encodes 158 amino acids. The record is from RefSeq and is a predicted model, not a curated record.
UCGAGAUCUGAUGUGUUUUGGUAAAUAUACAGAAAUAUCAAGCAAUGCGGGCGGUUAUACAAAGGGUUAAGGCCGCCAAAGUAACGGUCCUGGAUGAGUUGGUGUCUUCCAUUGGUCCGGGCCUGUGCGUUCUUGUGGGAAUUAAGGCCAGUGAUACUGCGAAAGAUGUUGAAUAUCUAGUUCGAAAAAUCCUGGCCCUUCGUUUGUUCGAAGAAAAUGAUAAACGUUGGCAAAAGUCCGUUAAGGAGCUUAACCUGGAGCUGCUCUGCGUUUCUCAGUUCACAUUGUAUCACCGACUGAAGGGCAACAAGCCUGAUUUCUCAGCUGCCAUGAAAGGCGAGGAGGCCCAGAAGCUGUAUAAUCUCUUCCUGGACAGAUUGGGUCAAUCAUACGAUACCAGCAAGAUUAAAGAUGGCAAGUUUGGUGCCUACAUGCAGGUGCACAUAGAAAACGAUGGACCCGUUACCAUCAAUUUGGAGUCUCCGGACCAAAAAGAAACCGACGCAGAAGUAGACAAGUAAUGAGCAAAUAUAUAAAGACAAUAUCUA